AUGGACGAUGGCAACUUGAAAGACAGCAUCGAUCGGCAUGCUCAGGCGGCUGAUGACGAGAUUCGCCUUGCCGCCAGGCAUCGUGAGGCGGCCGACCAGCAUGCGGAGAAUGCAGAGAGCGAGCUUCAACAGGAGCUGCGGGCCGACAGCCGCUUCCACAACGAUGAUAGCCAUCUGGAGCCUAGCCUCGAGCUCACGACUCUUACCAGCCGUUGGUGGUUCGCUUCAGCUGCCUUCCCCAUGAUCGCCGCUACACUUGGCCCCGUGGCAUCGGCCUUCAGCAUCUGCGCCCUGGGACAGCACUGGCGCCAGUACUACCCUCCCGGCACCAAUCUCGACGACGCUCCCUUUCUCCCAGAUCCCGCCUGGUUAACCAUCAUCAACGGUAUUCAGUUGGUGGUCGCUCUGCUGGCAAACGCAUCACUUCUCCUGAACAUGACCAAACGACUCCGAUUCACCAUUGCACAACCCAUCACCAUCAUUGGUUGGUAUAUAUCCGCAAUACUUCUCAUCGCCCUUGAUGCCACGGCCUCGGGCCCCUUGAUGAAUGGUCUGGGCCAGUACGCGAGCGAUUGCAUCUGGUCACAGGCCUUCUACUAUGGGAUCUGGGCCGCUAUCCUAUACUUCGUCACCGCUUCUCUAAUGGUCGUCACCUUUUACGGCGCCUUAUCGGGCCACUACAGCAAGGACUUUGACCUCACCCCUAGCCAACGGACCCUUAUGCUCCAGACUGUCCUGGUCCUCAUGUAUAUUCUGCUUGGGGCCCUCGUCUUUUCUCACAUCGAGGGCUGGAGCUACCUUGAUGCCGUCUACUGGGCCAACGUGACCCUCUUUACUGUCGGCUUUGGCGACUUCUGUCCCGUCACCGAGCUCGGCCGUGCCCUGCUCAUCCCCUACGCCCUCAUUGGCGUCCUUAGCCUCGGUCUUGUCAUCAGCUCCAUUCGCAGCAUGAUCCUCGAGCGUGGACGUCGACGCUUCGACGCCCGGAUGGAGGAGAGGAAGCGCCGCCGUGUCAUUCGCACCAUGGCCAAGAAGGGCAAAGACGAAAUACUGACGCCCCUCGAGCGUGAGCCCACCGUUCACGACAUUCCCGAAGGCGAGCUCGAGCGGCGGCGAAUUGAGUUUGAGCUGAUGCGAAAGAUCCAAAACAAAGCCUCGACCAGACGAAAAUGGAUGGCAUUGAUCAUCUCUGCAGCCACUUGGUUUUGCUUGUGGUUCCUUGGCGCCCUCGUCUUUCGUGCCGUCGAGGAACCAUACCAGGGUUGGACAUACUUCAAUGCCGUCUACUUCUGCUUCGUAUCUCUCAUGACCAUCGGCUACGGCGAUCUCGUUCCGGUGUCAAACUGCGGAAAGUCCUUUUUCGUCUUUUGGUCCCUCAUGGCCCUACCCACCAUGACGGUUCUCAUCUCUAACGCUGGAGACACGGUUGUUAAGCUUGUUCGAGACAUCACCAUUACCAUUGGAAACAUCACGAUACUGCCCAGUGAAGAAGGUUUCACCAAGAAUUUCCAAUGCAUCGUCUACCGUGUUACCUUUGGCUGGCUCUUCAAGAACGCCAUGUCCAUGGCCCACGACGCCUCCCACCUCGAUCGUCCUGACCUCCAGUCUCGGUCCAGCACCUUCAACAGCAAGAAGGAGCGGAAGAUGGGUGAUAAGAGAACGUCUCACAGCAACUCCACCACCUCUGCUAGGCCAAGCCGACCUAGAUCCACCCCAAGCACUAACCUCCUCACCCCCAUGACCACUCAGGCCCGACGGUCUCUUACCAUUAUCCGCUCCAGGCUGGAUGACCUGCCCACGGGCAAUGACUUCAACCUCAUCUUGAUAUCAGAGAUACAGGCUGUCACCAAGCACAUCGGCGAGGCUGUGCCUCGCCGGUACACUUUCGAGGAAUGGGCUUGGUAUCUUGGCCUGAUGGGCGAGGACGAGCGGGACCCCGAAACCCAUCGCAAGGCGAAAUCAAAGACGAAUAGUCAGCGGCCGCAGCGCAGCAAUGGCUCCUCGUAUCGCAUGCCGCGUCUCCGCAAUCAGGAAAGCAGCCAUCAGUCGCAGGGGGGGGAUCCCACUGUAACGGAAAACCGCCUGGACGACCAGACCACAGACGAUGAGGAGAAUCUCAAGUGGUCAUGGGUCGGCCACAGAAAUCCCCUCAUUGGGGGGCAGGAAGAGAGCGAGUGGAUACUGGAGCGGCUCAUGGCUAGACUCAAGGAGUCGCUAUGGGAGACGAAGAAGGAGGCCGAGGGUUCCGUUGCGGAUUCAAUGUGA
Drechmeria coniospora is the source of this 2265-nucleotide messenger RNA. RefSeq names its product potassium channel. Lineage: Eukaryota; Fungi; Ascomycota; Sordariomycetes; Hypocreales; Ophiocordycipitaceae. The record is from RefSeq and is a predicted model, not a curated record. Gene Ontology annotation, molecular function: potassium ion leak channel activity. The transcript has 4 exons. Bases 1 to 2265 code for a protein of 754 amino acids. Gene Ontology annotation, biological process: stabilization of membrane potential; potassium ion transmembrane transport. Gene Ontology annotation, cellular component: membrane.